Messenger RNA from Closterium sp. NIES-65, 693 nucleotides. The record is from the annotation of a GenBank genome assembly. NCBI's taxonomy places the organism in Eukaryota, Viridiplantae, Streptophyta, Zygnematophyceae, Desmidiales, Closteriaceae.
AUGCCUAUUCUUCGUUGUCGUCGUUAUGUGCAGCAAAAGUGCAACGACGCGGUCAACUACUUCAUAGCGGGAGCUCCAGCGAGAGAGCAGUCAUUUUACCCCUCCCUGGCACAGCUUAGGCGCAAAGUGCAGGAGCUGUACGAGGACGUCGGGGUGCCACUUGACAUGUUCAACCGGGUGAUGGCGGAGAAUCCCGAGCGCGAGCGCAUCAUGCUGCAGAAGAUGUCGGAGCGCCGUUGCAACAUCUACGCGGUGGUUAAGCCUUACGCGCAUGGCCCUGGUGGCUAUAUCACCGAGAACAAAGUCGCGAUGCUUGCGAGCGAGAACAUUGCGCCAUCGCGUCGCCGCACGCCUGCAGAGUGGCACGCCCACUUUCGGGAUGGAUCCCCGCUGGAGAGGGUGGUGAAUGCGUCGAACAUCGACGUGACUGGCGGGAAUCUGAUGGUGGUGAGAUGCAUCAGCCAUGGGAUGGGAGUGAGUGACGAGGAUCUGGAGUGCGGGGGGUUCUCUGUCUCACUGCCUACUCCUCCUCCUUCCCAAUCUCCCUCCUAUCCCCUCCCCACCACACCAGGGUCCGCGCUGCAGAUGGUGGUGAAUGCGUCGACCACGGGAGUGAGUGACGAGGAUCUGGAGUGCGGGGGCUUCCUGCUCGUGAUCUCAUGCGACGCGCAGGGCCGUGUGACCGGCUUGUGA